Molecule: messenger RNA, 3592 nt
Organism: Halichondria panicea
Lineage: Eukaryota; Metazoa; Porifera; Demospongiae; Suberitida; Halichondriidae
Product: probable ATP-dependent RNA helicase DDX46
Exons: 6
Coding region: 154-3507 (1117 amino acids)
Molecular function (GO): RNA binding; RNA helicase activity; ATP binding
Source: RefSeq, a predicted model, not a curated record
AUAUCGAGGCUUGUUAUGUUAGGGGAAAAUCGUUAAGCUUUGAGCAUGAGGCUGUGAGGCUGAGGUCAGUAAAGUACCAAAAGCUAAGAUAGUACGUGUAGUCUCACAGUGUAUAGUCGAUCUAGUCAGAGCCUCAGAGUGACCAGGAUCAGCAUGCCAAGAAACAAGGAGAGGCGAUAUCGACGUCAUACAAACGACGACUCGGACUCGGGUGGCUCACGUGAGUCCAGUCCCGCACCAGAGCAGCAAUCUCGGAAAGACAAGAGAGAAGAUAGAGGGAGAGAAAGAGGUGAGGACAGAGGGAGGAAAGAACGAGAGAAAGAAAAGCGUCAUCGCUCUAGGUCCAGGAGCAGAGACAGGAAUCGCCGUCGCUCCAUAUCCCCAAGUCGUGAUAGGCCACGCAAGAAGACUGAGCGACGUCACCGGUCUAGGUCACGUGACAGAGCCAGGGAAAGGAAGAGAUCACACUCACGUUCAAGGAGCCCAACUCGGCCCAAGGAUAAGAGCAAGAAGAGUCACCACGAUGAACCAGACCGUUCCAAAUCAUCGCAACAACAGAAUACCAAUGCUGACAAUACAACUGAGUCAGCAAAAUCCAAAAAACGAGAGGAUCGUACCUCACCCCCUGAAAGUAAGGACAAAGAAGUUAGUAUCAUAGAAGCCAUCAAAGCUGAACAGCUGAAGAUUGAAGAGGCCAUACAAAAGAGACGAGAGAGACUCGAGGCCUGGAGGCAAAAAAUGUUGCAAGAAGACAAGCUACCUGAAGCUGAAGGGGUCGAGGACAAUUCAGAGGAAGUCUCGGACGAGGUUGAUAAGAAAAAGGGGUGGAGUCUCGAGGAUGACGAUGAAGACGAUGCCGAAGAGGUUGCCAUGGAAACAGAAGAAGCGCCAGAAGAUGCAGAAAAACCAGAAGCUGCGACCAAUGGAGAAGCUGACAAAGCAGAUGAAACAAUGGAGACAGACAAGCCAGUAGAGGAGGCAGAAAAGGUCGAGGAGGAGUAUGUCGAUCCACUGGAUGCAUUCAUGGUUGGAGUACAGGAGGAGGUGAACGAGAUCAAGAACUCUGAUCAAAAGAGGGCAGGAGCAAAGCUGUCAGGCAAGAAAGGAGGUGCCACAAUGAUUACUGUAACCAAGGUUCGCUCUUCCGGUACCCCUGGGUCCAAGAAGAAAGGAGAACUAAUGCACAACGACCAAGAUGCUGCUGAAUACUCCGACGAAGACUUCAACGAUAACGAAGAACUGGCUUCUGUGCUACUCUCUAUCGCUAGGAAAAACAAAAAGAAAGACUUACCUCAGGUCGACCAUCAAAAAAUUGAGUAUCCCUCGUUCAGAAAAGAUUUCUACGUCGAAGUUCCUGAACUAGCAAAAAUGGUAAAAGAAGAGGUGGUGGCACGUCGCAUGGAGCUGGAGAAUGUCAAGGUGAAGGGAAAGAACUGUCCCACCCCUAUCAAGACAUUUGCACAGAGUGGACUCACCAAAAAGAUUCUCGAUGUUAUGAGGAAGUACAAGUAUGAGACGCCUACACCCAUCCAAGCACAAGCCAUCCCUGCUAUCAUGUCAGGUAGAAACUUGAUUGGUAUCGCUCGAACUGGAAGCGGAAAAACCCUUGCAUUUCUCUUACCGAUGUUCCGACACAUUCUGGACCAGCCUCCGUUAGACUAUGAAGAAGGCCCUAUAUCGAUUAUCCUUGCUCCAACAAGAGAGUUGGCUAUUCAGAUCUACAGUGAAUGUAAAAAGUUCUGCAAACACCUCAAGCUCAGACCCGUGUGUGUGUACGGAGGCACUGGUAUCAGCGAGCAAAUUGCCGAUUUGAAACGAGGGGCGGAGAUUGUUAUAUGUACCCCAGGGCGUAUGAUUGAUAUGCUUGCAGCCAACAAUGGUCGUGUAACCAAUCUCCGUAGAGUGACGUAUAUUGUCCUAGACGAAGCUGAUCGAAUGUUUGAUCUCGGAUUCGAACCUCAAGUUACAAAGAUUAUCAGCAAUGUCCGUCCUGACAGGCAAACUGUCAUGUUCUCAGCAACUUUCCCACGUCAGAUGGAAGCUCUAGCGAGAAAAAUCCUAGCCAAACCGAUUGAAGUGCAAGUGGGUGGUCGAAGUGUGGUGUGCAAAGAUGUGCAUCAGUCUGUGAUGGUGAUCGAUCAACACCAGAAGUAUUUCAAGCUACUUGAGCUGCUUGGGCUUUACCAGGAGAAAGGGAGCAUCCUUGUGUUUGUUGAGAGACAAGAAACUGCCGAUGCACUUAUUCGAGAUUUGAUGAAGUCCAGCUACACGUGUAUUGCUCUUCACGGUGGUAUGGACCAGUUUGAUCGUGACUCAACUAUCGCUGAUUUCAAAAACGGUGCUGUGAAGAUCUUAGUUGCAACGUCAGUAGCCGCACGAGGCCUGGAUGUCAAGCACCUUGUUCUUGUUAUCAACUACGAUUGUCCCAACCAUUAUGAAGACUAUGUGCAUCGCUGUGGCAGAACUGGAAGAGCCGGAAGCAAAGGAAACGCUUACACCUUCAUUACGCCAGAUCAACAGAAAAUUGCUGGUGACAUUAUGAAGGCUCUCGAGCUUUCGAAGAUCACUGUUCCUCCUGAGUUGGAGCAGCUGUGGACUUCCUAUACGGAUAAACUGAAAUCCGAAGGAAAAUUGGUCAAGGGAAAAAUAUCAUUCAAGAAACACACGAGAAGAGCGAUUGGGUUCGGUGGGAGUGGGUACAAAUUCGAUGAUAAAGAGGCAGUCAAAGACAGUGAAGCUAAACUGAAACAAAAAUCAGCUCUAGGAAUGGCAGAUGACGAUGAUGAGGAUCAGUAUGCAUUGUUGACAAUGGACAAGAAACUCGAUGAGGUCUUUGGAGGCAAAGUGACGAUUAACAAUCAAAAUGGCCCGAUGAUGGGUAAACCAGGUCUCCUUCCAACUCCACCACAGUCCGAACGUCUCGAUCAAGCCAUGGCGAUUGCCGAAAAAAUAGUUCAAGCAAAGAUUGUUGUAGGAGGUGUGAAUACGGCUGCUCAACAAGCUGCAACGUCCAUCAUGAAGGGCGAGGAAGUCAAAGUCACUGGGGCAGCUCUUGCUUCACAGAUUGCUGCUAGCAUCAAUGCCAAAGUCGGUGCUGGACCAGCUAAUGUGAAGGACACUUUUCUACCUGUUGGUGCAAUUGUUCCAGGGCAAGAACCAAUCAGUGGUGAGGCGACAGACGGUCAGUUCCUCAAAUAUUCUGACGCAGUUGUGAUUAACGGUUUUCCCCAGCAAAUUCGAUUUCGACUCACAACAAGAGAAGUUUUGGACGACAUUGGCGAGUAUUCCGAUUCCUACAUCUCUGUGCGUGGUAUCUAUGUACCUGAGUCCCGCAAAGCUAGUGAAGUACUUGGAGAAAAACGUUUGUAUCUGUCAGUUGAAGGAAAAACUGAACGAGCAGUGCAGUUAGCCAAGCAAGAAAUUAAGAGAGUGAUUAAAGAGGAAGCACAGAAAAUGGCUAGUCGUGUUAAACCAGCCCAACAUACUGGACGAUACUCAGUACUCUAGUACCUUUAAUUUUUGUGUACAUAUCCUUUUGUGUAUGCUGAAUGUAUAUAAUUAUUGUUUACAUGAUUGUAAUUAUUGCAGUAUC